AUGGCCGCGCCUGCACAAAAUGGCCCUGUGCCCGCGGGCGCCCCUGCAAAAGCGACAGAAGCGCAACUCAUCACUGCCUUUGACAACUCAAUAUGGUAUCUACUUGACCUAUGGCAACCGCUAUCCAUCGCAGUGGAUAAUGGCUGGGGCGGAGGGAAUUCUUCAGACAAGCGCGACUGGUUCGCCGGCGCAGUUUCCGAUUUCUUGAAUCAACCGCAGUAUAUCAAUCCUGCUCCGGGUGCUGUGCUCACCUUCGCCGACAUGCAAGAAGAUCUCGAAGUUUUCCUCCUACAAAUCAUGCAGGACGAGUUUGACUGCAACAUCGAAGACGAAUCGGAAGUGGAGCUUGCGAACGGCAUCCUCAGAGUGCGAAAAGCCAUGACUGAGACCUUAAGCACGGCUGCGGCGGACGAGGUGAAACAGAGAUGGGAGAAUCGAGGAAGCAAAAAGCAUGAAAAGAUUGUGGUUCAGGAAACGAACCAGGAAGUUGGCGACGACGAAGAGUGGGAUGGUUUUGAUGAGGACGAGGAUAUGGACGAGGCGCCACAGCUCCUGCAAGCGCCUGCACAGCCGCGAGAAAAGCCUAUACCUGAGGUUGACGAGGACGGAUUCACAAAAGUCCCGAGCAAGAAAAAGAGAUGA
Molecule: messenger RNA, 642 nt
Organism: Pseudocercospora fijiensis CIRAD86
Lineage: Eukaryota; Fungi; Ascomycota; Dothideomycetes; Mycosphaerellales; Mycosphaerellaceae
Exons: 1
Coding region: 1-642 (213 amino acids)
Biological process (GO): maturation of SSU-rRNA from tricistronic rRNA transcript (SSU-rRNA, 5.8S rRNA, LSU-rRNA)
Cellular component (GO): nucleus
Source: RefSeq, a predicted model, not a curated record